This is a messenger RNA of Hypanus sabinus (Atlantic stingray), 1754 nucleotides long. RefSeq names its product transmembrane protein 184a (gene tmem184a). The transcript is spliced from 10 exons. The record is from RefSeq and is a predicted model, not a curated record. Bases 349 to 1590 code for a protein of 413 amino acids. Gene Ontology annotation, biological process: transport. NCBI's taxonomy places the organism in Eukaryota, Metazoa, Chordata, Chondrichthyes, Myliobatiformes, Dasyatidae. Gene Ontology annotation, cellular component: early endosome membrane. Gene Ontology annotation, molecular function: transporter activity.
CUGGUUUGAGAGAAACGCAUGCGCACGGAGUCUCGAUGACCUCAAGCAACGCCACACCUGAACCAGCGAGCGCACAUGCGCAGAGCGCUGGCGACGCAGGUGAGGCGGAGCUGUCGCUGGAGAGGGCCACUCGCAGGCCGACUCUUCUUCACAAUUACACUAAGGAUCCUGAAGCGCUUCAUUAAAGUACUUAGUGUGUGUCUGUGAUCAGCCGCCCGACCGGGAAAGGGGACCUGGAAGCCGUUGUUUGUCACUGCGAUGUUGCGGAAACUCGGCUUAAAACGGGCGGCAGUUGACAGCAGCAACUUCCGCGCUUUGCACUGAACCUCUGACUGAGCCGAUUUAAAGAUGAACAGCAGUGGAAGCCCAUCACCUACAGGAGUGCCAACAGCCGAGUUACUCACCUUCGUUGCUCCCAAUGCAACAACACAUGCAAACAAAUCUGGAUCUGUAAGCACAUUGCAGAAAGUAGCUCCCAGCAAUUCCACUGCACACCUGCAAAGAAUUUUCUUGGAGACUCCAAAUGCACAAGCGAUUUCUGGGAUUUGUGUUUGGGCAGCAUUAAUUGCAACAUUUCAUCAGAUUUACCUGCAUCUCCGACACUACAACAGGCCCAAUGAGCAGCGAUAUAUUCUCCGAAUCCUUUUCAUUGUUCCUAUCUACUCCUUCGACUCCUGGCUUAGUCUGCUAUUAAUCAGCAAUGAUCAGUACUACGUUUACUUUGACUCCAUACGAGAUUGUUAUGAAGCCUUUGUGAUUUACAACUUCCUCAGCCUGUGCUAUGAAUAUCUGGGAGGAGAGAGUGCUAUUAUGUCAGAAAUCAGAGGGAAACCUGUUAAGACUAGUUGCUUGUAUGGAACGUGCUGUCUGGUGGGUAUGACAUACUCCAUUGGAUUUUUGCGAUUUUGUAAACAGGCCACUCUGCAGUUCUGUGUGAUUAAACCACUAAUGGCUGCCAUCACCAUUAUCCUACAAAUCUAUGGCAAAUAUCAUGAUGGAGACUUUGAUGUGAGGAGUGGAUACCUAUAUAUCACCAUUAUUUAUAACGUCUCUGUCAGCUUGGCACUUUAUGCACUGUUCCUCUUUUACUUUACAACCAGUGAGCUGCUCAGCCCAUUUGAUCCUGUCUUGAAAUUCCUGACAGUGAAGUCAGUAAUUUUUCUCUCAUUUUGGCAGGGAAUGUUGCUGGCAAUAUUGGAGAGAUGCGGAAUAAUCCCAGAAGUGCAGAUUAUUGAUGGUCACGAAGUCAGGGCAGGAACAGUGGCCGCGGGCUACCAAAAUUUUAUCAUCUGCAUUGAGAUGCUGUUUGCUGCCAUUGCCCUUCGCUUUGCCUAUCCUUCCCAAGUGUACGCCGAGCAGACUGGGACGACACAAGGUAGCAUGGCUCCCAUGCAGAGCAUAUCCAGUGGGCUGAAAGAGACCAUGAAUCCCAAUGACAUUGUGCAGGACGCCAUCCACAAUUUCUCGCCAGCGUACCAGCAGUACACACAGCAGUCGACCAAAGACGAGGUGACGCCCAGGCACAAUGGGCAUGUCUUGACUCAAGCAUCUAGCCAUUUUAUGGACCGACGAAAGAAAGAUUUGUACUGACGCCAGAAAGCUGUCACCGAUUCCUCCGACAUUUUGAUUCACCACUGAAAGAACUACAAUUUCAAAUCUACCUUGAUUGAGUUUAAAAGUAAAAAUAUUUUUUGAAUAUAUUUGAGACUGGUUUCUUUUUUUAAUGUUGCAAUAAAUGUUAAGUUUAAAAUAAA